Messenger RNA from Onychomys torridus (southern grasshopper mouse), 552 nucleotides. RefSeq names its product PRAME family member 18-like. The record is from RefSeq and is a predicted model, not a curated record. The coding region runs from base 1 to 552 and encodes 183 amino acids. The transcript has 2 exons. Gene Ontology annotation, cellular component: cytoplasm. Lineage: Eukaryota; Metazoa; Chordata; Mammalia; Rodentia; Cricetidae.
AUGAGCUUCCAGGCCAUGCCCUCACUCCAGCAUCUUGCCAUGCAGGGGCUGCUGGCAGAUGAAGACUUGGCCAUCUCUGCUCUGGAUGACCUUCCCACAAUGUUGUUCCCACCACUCUUUGAGGAGGCCUUCAUUGAGAGAAGGACAAAGCUUGUGAAGGCCAUGGUAGUAUCUUGGCCCUUCCCCUGCCUCCCUCUUGGGGCACUGAUGUGCUACGCCAAAGUGGAUAACUUCUGGGCUGUGCUUGAUGGAAUGGAUUGGCUGAAUAACCAGAAUGUUUGGCCUCGGAGGUGUAGACUACAAUUGCUCAGUUUGCAGGAUGUCUACAAUGACUUCUGGGAAGGAUGUGUUGGAAAAAAGUCUACUUGGUGGACCAAAGAAGUAGAUCCCACAACAGAGGGAAAGAAGCAGCAAUUGAAGGUGGUAGCUGAAUACAUCCUCACGUUCCUCGCUCUCAAGGACUAUAAUAGUGACUUCAUGCUGUGGCUCAGGCAGAGAAGAAAUACCAUGCAGAUCUCUUUUUUCAGGGUGAUUCAGAAAAGAAAUAAGUGA